UCCAUACUAAUCUUUGGUCCACUACGCUGCUACAAGAGGUCGAAGGCUUGGAAUUGAAUUCAUUUCCCCACUGCGACUUCAUGGCAGAUGAGAAUGUACGCGGCUGGAAUGUCUGCUGUCUCUGCAUUGAAACCGGCCUUGCGCCCCGCGCGAUUCUGCCGGUGGUACGGCCUUACUUUGCCGAGGUUUAAGUCUGGAGCCAGUGAAUUGAACUUGCCAGCAGGCUCCUCCAAUUCUGUGACAUUAAGAACCAUUGAUGACUUGCCUGGGCCAAGUCUAGCCACUACUAUCUACUGGCUUUUCGUAAAGGGCUACGCGGACAAGAAUCACGCAAUGCAGGUUGAACACCGGCGACUGUAUGGUCCGAUCUGGCGCUCACGAUUUGGCCCUUUUGACAUGGUGAAUGUUGCGACUUCAGAACUUAUUGCUCAGGUGACCCAGCAAGAGGGACGCUACCCAGUCCGGACGUUAUUACCACACUGGAAGGAGUACAGGGACCUGAGGGGCCAGGACUACGGCCUUCAUGUCCACACAGGUCCAGACUGGUACCGUAUCCGCAGCGCCCUGAACCCUAGGAUGCUGAAGCUGCAGGAGGUGUCCGAGUACGCCCCUGUGGUCCACCACGUGGUGACUGACCUGCUGCGGCGCGUGGAGAGGCUGCGUCUGCGCAGCCCGGACCAGGCCACUGUCUGCGACUUCACCGCUGAGCUCUACAAGUUCGGCUUCGAAGGGGUCUCCUCCAUCUUGUUUGAGACCCGGCUGGGCUGCCUGGAGGACGACGUCCCCCCUGACACGCAGCGCUUCAUCGCCGCAGUGAAUGACUUGUUCACAGUGUCCGACAUCGUCCUCUUAUUACCCCGCUGGACCCGCCGUGUCCUGCCUUUCUGGGAUCGUUUUGUCCGUGCCUGGGACGACCUCACCGGCGUGGCUCAGCGUCUGGUUGACAAAAGAGUUGAAGAAAUCACAGGGAAGUUGAAGCAGGGGGAGCAGGUAAAGGGCAUGUACCUGACAUACCUGCUGUCCAGUAACAAGCUGUCUCUGGAAGAGUUGUACACAAGCAUCACAGAGCUACUGCUUGGAGGAGUGGACACGACAUCCAACACCCUGUCCUGGACUCUGUACCACUUGGCCCAGGACGAGGCCAUUCAGAAGCGGCUCCACCAGGAGGUCACUUCUGUCUGCCCGGGGGAGCAGCUGCCCACCACGGAGCACCUGAGCAGGAUGCCUCUCCUGAAGGCUGUCAUCAAGGAGAUACUCAGAUUGUACCCCGUUGUUCCUGGGAAUGCCCGUUACUUUGUGGAUAAUGAGGUCAUCAUAGGCAACUACUGGUUCCCAAAGAAGACCAUGUUCCACCUGUGCCACUAUGCUACCAGCCACGACGACGCCCAGUUCCCGGAACCCGAGCGCUUUCUCCCAGACCGCUGGCUGCGGGGGAGCCCCGCCCGGUCCCAGCAUCACCCCUUCAGCUCCAUCCCUUUUGGGGUGGGGGUCCGGGCCUGUGUGGGCAAGAGGGUGGCCGAGCUGGAAAUGCAUUUGGCCCUGACCCGACUGAUACGGCAGUACCAGUUCCUGCCUGAGGACAAUGCUGUUCCCAUAGAACCCAAGACUCGAACCCUGAUGAUCCCCUCCAAGCCAGUCAACCUCCGCUGUCUCCCACGUGCCUGAGGGCUCAGUGCCUCUGAAAUUUUAGCUUUUUGGAUCUCUCUGGAGUCUCAAACAAAAAGUUAACUUUUAUAUGGAUCAUUCCAUGAAAAAAGGGGUACCUGUUCACUUUUGAAAAGUUACAUUAUUAUCAUCUUUUUGGCCAGUUCUGCUAGUCUUUGGAAAAAAGAUCACUUGAAGUGAUAGGAAAGUGUCAGCUGCCAACUGUCUAAACCUUCUCUUUUAUUCGUAAUUUUCUUCAACAUGUUAUGCACAUAUGCAUUAAUAUUUGAAUGCAGUCUCUGUGCUGAUUUCAUUUUUAGAUUCUUAAUGUUUUAUUCAUGUUUAUCUUUUUUGUAAUUCUUUAGGACAAUUAUGCAAGGUUAACUGAUUUAUAACUGACACAUCAUGUAUUUAUAGAAAAACUGAAAAAGAGGAUGCUUCCCAGCUUAGAAUGGCUCAUUAUAGCCCUUUCCCACUGUAGAGCUGAACCAGGCUGGCUCAUUAUAGCCCUUUCCCACUGUAGAGCUGAACCAGGCUGGCUCAUUAUAGCCCUUUCCCACUGUAGAGCUGAACCAGGCUGGCUCAUUAUACCCCUUUCCCAAUGUAGAGCUGAACCAGGCUGGCUCAUUAUACCCCUUUCCCAAUGUAGAGCUGAACCAGGCUGGCUCAUUAUAGCCCUUUCCCACUGUAGAGCUGAACCAGGCUGGCUCAUUAUACCCCUUUCCCACUGUAGAGCUGAACCAGGCUGGCUCAUUAUACCCCUUUCCCACUGUAGAGCUGAACCAGGCUGGCUCAUUAUACCCCUUUCCCGCUGUAGAGCUGAACCAGGCUGGCUCAUUAUACCCCUUUCCCGCUGUAGAGCUGAACCAGGCUGGCGCAUUAUACCCCUUUCCCACUGUAGAGCUGAACCAGGCUUACCCACUCUCGAGCUGUGAUCUAGAACGAGCCGAAACUGGAUGACUUGCUACAACAUAAACUAUUGCUAUUGCACUAUUGCGUGAUGCUAAACUGGUGAGGACAAGGGAGGCUUGAGUGAGGACGGGGAUGACUUCAGCUGCCAGCCAAAGGAGCACACUGCAAAAAAAGUAUGUUUUACCAAGUGUUUACUCUUGUAAUUAGACUUCAAAUUUUUAUUAUUAUCAAGUUGAAAAUAUUGGCUUGUUUUGCUUGAUAAAAUAAAUAGUCAAUUUGGCAAACCUUGAGAUGAGUCAAACUGCCUCACCUCUUUGGCAA
Messenger RNA from Conger conger (European conger), 2877 nucleotides. RefSeq names its product sterol 26-hydroxylase, mitochondrial-like. Gene Ontology annotation, biological process: glucocorticoid biosynthetic process; cortisol metabolic process; cholesterol metabolic process. Gene Ontology annotation, molecular function: oxidoreductase activity, acting on paired donors, with incorporation or reduction of molecular oxygen; monooxygenase activity; heme binding. The record is from RefSeq and is a predicted model, not a curated record. Bases 88 to 1665 code for a protein of 525 amino acids. NCBI's taxonomy places the organism in Eukaryota, Metazoa, Chordata, Actinopteri, Anguilliformes, Congridae. Gene Ontology annotation, cellular component: mitochondrial inner membrane. The transcript has 9 exons.